This is a messenger RNA of Gadus chalcogrammus (walleye pollock), 1644 nucleotides long. It is a transcript of the gene lmx1bb, whose product is annotated as LIM homeobox transcription factor 1, beta b. Gene Ontology annotation, molecular function: DNA-binding transcription factor activity, RNA polymerase II-specific; RNA polymerase II transcription regulatory region sequence-specific DNA binding. Lineage: Eukaryota; Metazoa; Chordata; Actinopteri; Gadiformes; Gadidae. Gene Ontology annotation, biological process: neuron differentiation; regulation of transcription by RNA polymerase II. Gene Ontology annotation, cellular component: nucleus. The record is from RefSeq and is a predicted model, not a curated record.
AGGGACUCAGCUUCCCAACAUACUUCUCCAAGAGUUAUAGCGCCGGGACAUCUCAUUACCCCCCCAAUCUUUGGAUUUUGCUGUCAUAUUUUCGGGGUAUCGCGAUCAAGCCGAGCUACUUUCCAGAGGAUCUCCGCGUAUAGUGCGACACAAGUUACCCAACAAGGCGAAACACGCAAAGCUCUUCAAGUCUCAUAGCAGGUGACUGUCGAGAGGUUGUUUUUUGAUUGAAUGUGCCAUUUACGCAACUGCUCUUCUCUGACACCAACGGAAUCUAUUGGUCCGGCGUGAAGCCUGCACAGUUUCAUUCGGACUCUUCUUCAUUUCCCUGCUCAGUUGGUUAGUUUCAACAGGUUUAUCCACCGAGAGCGGUCACUCACUUCUUCAGUUGAUUGCGGGAGUUCCAGGGCUUAGGGAGGGAAGUGUGACCCUGUACUUAUGGAUAUUGAAACGGUUAUCCUGUCGGGACGUCAUUCCGCGGAGAAACAAUUCAACAGCUACAUCAUGUUGGACGGCAUUAAAAUGGAAGAUCACCCGCUGCGCUCGGGACAGGCCACGCUCGGGGUCAUGCUCGGGACGGACUGCCCGCACCCCUCGGUGUGUGAGGGGUGCCAGCGGCCCAUCUCCGACCGCUUCCUGAUGAGGGUCAACGACUCCUCGUGGCACGAAGAGUGUUUGCAGUGCACCGUGUGUCAGCAGCCCCUGACCACCAGCUGCUACUUCAGGGAACGGAAACUUUACUGCAAGCACGACUACCAACAGUUGUUUGCGACCAAGUGCAGCGGGUGCAUGGAGAAGAUCGCGCCCACAGAGUUUGUGAUGCGCGCGCUGGAGUGCGUCUACCACCUCAACUGCUUCCUUGGGUUUUUUUGCUGCGUGUGUGACCGGCAGCUGAGGAAGGGCGACGAGUUUGUGCUGAAGGAGGGCCAGCUGCUCUGCAAGGUCGACUACGAGCGGGAGAAGGACCUGCUGAGCUCCGUCAGCCCCGAUGACUCAGACUCAGAGAAAAGCGAUGACGAGGAGCUGGACAUCAAGCCGGAGAAAGGCGUAGGGGGUCAAGGGAAGGGCGACGAUAGCAAAGACCCCCGCAGACCCAAAAGACCCCGCACCAUCUUAACCACCCAGCAGAGGCGGGCUUUCAAAGCCUCCUUUGAGGUCUCCUCCAAGCCCUGCAGAAAGGUGAGGGAGACGCUGGCAGCGGAGACAGGGCUGAGCGUCCGGGUGGUGCAGGUCUGGUUCCAGAACCAGCGGGCCAAGAUGAAGAAGUUGGCCAGAAGACAGCAGCAACAACAAGAACAACAAAACUCUCAGAGACUCGGUCAAGAAGUGAUGUCCAAUAGGAUGGAGGGUAUGAUGAGCUCCUUCACACCCCUGGCACCACCGCAGCAGCAGCUGGUGUCCAUGGAUCAGAACGGCUACAGCACAGACCCCUUCCAACAGGGGCUCACCCCCCCACAGAUGCCCGGAGACCACAUGAACCCAUAUGGAAACGACUCUGUAUUCCAUGACAUAGACAGUGACACUUCUUUAACCAGCCUCAGUGACUGCUUCAUGGCCUCGUCGGACAUCAACUCCAUGCAGGCCCGCGUGGGGAACCCCAUCGACCGGCUGUACUCCAUGCAGAACUCAUACUUUGCGUCAUGA